CACGCCAAUCAGACCUUCUUUUAAACGAAUCAACAAGAUGGCUGAGAUGAGAUGGGCACCAAUUGAAUACAAUGCUCUACCCAAUCCAGAGCUAAGGCAUACGCUAACACUCAACAUACCUAUGCCAACCGCCCUUUCCGCUCAACAGCUCUAUCGAGUAUUGAGCGUAGACAAAGAAUUAAAACCGAUAGAUUCAACAAUACGGUAUAGGAUCACAGAACAAACAUCCGAUAUCGUUGAUAUUCAAAUCAAUUGCAGAUCAAUACGACAAUUACGAUUAACCACAAAUGCACUUAUGGAUAGUAUCUCACUUGUGAUCGCAACAAUGGAAGCUUUCACGCCAGAAUCACAGCAAUCUACACAACAACCAUCUCAGCCAAUCACUGAAGCUGAAUUUGAGUUGAAUGGAACUGGAAGGGCUGGAUGAAGGGAGAACGAUCGGAUCUUAUUCUGCCCUUCCGCUUCACACUCUACUAUCAUCUUGUACAAAAUGUAUUAUUAGCAUGCAAAGAACAAAUUUCAGCUAUGUGAGCAAGAAAGGGAUUUGUGUGUACAUAGAAAAGGAGC
Messenger RNA from Meira miltonrushii, 567 nucleotides. RefSeq names its product Pcc1-domain-containing protein. NCBI's taxonomy places the organism in Eukaryota, Fungi, Basidiomycota, Exobasidiomycetes, Exobasidiales, Brachybasidiaceae. Gene Ontology annotation, cellular component: EKC/KEOPS complex. The coding region runs from base 38 to 427 and encodes 129 amino acids. The record is from RefSeq and is a predicted model, not a curated record. The transcript is spliced from 2 exons.